Molecule: messenger RNA, 1945 nt
Organism: Pyrus x bretschneideri (Chinese white pear)
Lineage: Eukaryota; Viridiplantae; Streptophyta; Magnoliopsida; Rosales; Rosaceae
Product: proline dehydrogenase 1, mitochondrial
Exons: 4
Coding region: 158-1633 (491 amino acids)
Cellular component (GO): mitochondrion
Molecular function (GO): FAD binding; proline dehydrogenase activity
Source: RefSeq, a predicted model, not a curated record
CCAAGAGUUCUAACCACAUAACAGAGAAAGACAUUUCUAGAGAGAGAAAGAGAGAGUGCUGGAGAGAGAGAGAGGAGGAGGAUUAGAAACAGAGAGCUAGAGAGGGGAGAAUUAGAAACAAGAGAGCUAGAGAGUUACUCAAGCCACCCACCGUUGAAUGGCAAACCGUGUAAUCCCAGCAGCAUCAAAACUCCUGAAAACUAUCGGGCCGCUUAACUCCGCCUCCUCCACCACCAUCUCUGCCAUCUCCCAGCCAAUUGGCCACGCCGAAAAGGCACCACACCCCACUACCACCACCACCAACGCCGACAGCGUGACCCUCAGCCUUUCCAGCUUUGAUGACGCGGACAAGCUCUUUGCGUCGGUCUCCACGUCGCGGCUGUUGAGGGCGGCGCUGAACCUCCACAUGGUGGCGGUGGAGCCGAUGGUGGAUGUUGGGAUGUGGGUCAUGCGUUCUAGGCUCAUGCAGACUCCGUUGAUCAAAGACGUGAUCUUGGGGUUGAUACGGUCAACGAUUUAUGACCAAUUUUGCGCCGGCGAGGACGCUGUCGCCGCCGGAAAGUCGGUGAUGGAGCUGAACGAGGCGGGGCUGAGAGGGAUGCUGGUUUACUCUUUGGAGUACGCCGGCGACAACGAGGCUUGUGACAGGAACUUGCAAGGGUUCUUGGACACCGCUGAAUCCACCAAAUCCCUGCCACCUUCUUCGGUGAGCUUUAUCAUUGUGAAAAUCACUGCAAUUUGCCCUACGAACCUGCUUAAGCGAGCGAGUGACUUGCUGAGAUGGCAACAUCAAGAUCCUUCUUUCAAUCUUCCAUGGAAGCGCGAUACGUUUCCCAUUUUCUCCCAAUCGAGCCCUCUCUACCAUACGCUCGAAAAGCCGGAGCAUUUGACUCCGGAAGAAGAGCGCGAUCUCGAGUUAGUCCACCAGAGACUACUAAAACUGUCCCAAAAGUGCGCAGAAGCCAAUGUGCCUCUAUCCGUCGAUGCCGAGUACACUUCAAUUCAACCAGCCAUCGAUUACUUGACCUACUCCUCUGCAAUCAUCUACAACAAAGAUGAUCACCCGAUUGUUUAUGGGACGCUUCAAGCUUACUUGAAAGAUGCAAAGGAAAGAUUGUUGCUGGCAACAAAGGCAGCAGAUAAGAUGGGUGUUCCAAUGGGGUUCAAAGUGGUGAGGGGUGCUUAUAUGUCAAGUGAAGGAAAAUUAGCUUCUUCCUUGGGCUGUAAGUCUCCUAUCCACGAUUGCAUUGAGGAUACGCACGCGUGUUACAAUGAUUGUGCUUCGUUCAUGCUCGAAAGGAUUGGCAAUGGCUCUGACGCAGUGGUUCUUGCAACCCAUAAUAUGGAAUCAGGGAGACUGGCAAUGGCAAAAGCACAUGAAAUCGGGGUCGGGAAGGUGCACCGGAAGCUCGAAUUUGCACAGCUGUACGGAAUGUCAGAAUCGCUUUCCUUCCGCCUGAAAAAUUCAGGGUUUCAAGUGAGCAAGUACAUGCCAUUCGGACCGAUACAGUUGGUGCUGCCUUACCUGUUAAGGAGGGCUGAAGAGAACAGGGGACUCUUAUCUGCUUCCUCUCAUGACAGAAAACUCACAAGGAAGGAGCUGAUGAGGAGACUUGAAGCAGCAAUCAUCUAACGCGAAAGUAACGUCUUUGUGGAACAGCAAGCUUGGUGAUCCGUCACCAAUCUUGCAAAUAGGAUGAUCUGUAACACUGGUGGAUUGCUCGUAAGUUAGUCGAAUUAAAUGUGCAUAUAGGAAUUAGGAAGUUUGGUUUCUAUCUUCCUCGUUACAUUAGGUUGUUUUACUGGGGAACAGAUCCAUCUUUGCUUCCUAGGUCUACUUCCAUGGCAACCCACCGCAAGCGCCGCCGCCCUAUCGACUGUGUUUCAAAUCGUGUUGCUUCCUUCAGCAGAAGGAAUAUGAAUAAAAUGUUAAUGUUGCUUCAAA